This is a messenger RNA of Micropterus dolomieu (smallmouth bass), 2546 nucleotides long. Its product is annotated as RNA-binding protein 39-like. The transcript is spliced from 16 exons. The record is from RefSeq and is a predicted model, not a curated record. Gene Ontology annotation, molecular function: RNA binding. Gene Ontology annotation, cellular component: nucleus. Gene Ontology annotation, biological process: mRNA processing. Lineage: Eukaryota; Metazoa; Chordata; Actinopteri; Centrarchiformes; Centrarchidae. The coding region runs from base 746 to 2176 and encodes 476 amino acids.
UUUGCACAAUAAGAAAACAUGCAAUGUAAUACAAACAGAGGAAACAAAUGUGGCACCUGCCAGCUGGAUUUUGUGUUUCCCCAAUAAAUAGUAUUGUUAAUACAUUUGCUGAGUGACAUAUUAACGUCCACUGCUCCCUUUCAAGGUCUGACAUAAGGUUACCAUUCAGGUAACAUUAUAAUUCUGACAGUUUCAGUCAGGAGCCGUGAUAUUUUUAGCUACUUACUCAUUCAGUCGGCCCUCUGUUGUCUGCCACGUUCUGUCUCCCUGUUUUAAUACUGCAGCCGUGUUUCUUCUCCUUUUCUAUGAUAUAAUGUGCACUUUUUCAUGGUGAACCUUUUUAUUCACCGUUACUCACUGCGUGUAAAGCGGGCGGCACACGUCUUUCAGCAUCAAUGAAUCUGUGAUCGACCGUGUGGGCUCUUGAAGAAAGCCGCUGACGCCCAUUUAUCUGAAUUACUUCCACCUGGCUGGAAAGAGUCCUGAGCUGGUUUGGCCUUCGUGAAACGGAUAAAGCCAGGAUGCGCUGAUCACACCAGGUGAUCCUGAUCCUUACUGAGACACACCUGUCUGAAAGAUCCCGACAGGUGUUCAGGUUGAUGGUUUCACUGUGUGUACAGAGCAGCAGCAGCAGGAUGGCAGAUGACCUUGACAUCGAGGCGAUGCUGGAGGCUCCGUACAGGAAGACUUGCCUAACGAUUUCUCACCUCUGCUCCCCUGAAUGCCAGUGUGAUCUGUCACAAACAUGAAGGAAGACGCCAAGGCGUCGAGCCCCAACGGACAGGAGGACCGCACCAAGAGGAAGAAGCGCAGUCGUGACAGGAAGCGCAGCAGGAGUCGAGACAGGAAGAGGAGCCGCGAGCGUAAACGCAGCCGCAGCCGAGACAAACGGAGAAGCCGCAGCAGAGAGCGCCGCGGCAGCAGGGAGAGGGGGGGGCGCUACAGAGACCACCACAAGCACCGUCGGCGGUCGAAGAGUAAAAGUCCCUUCAAGAAGGAGAAGAGUCCAAUCAGGCAGCCCAUCGACAACCUGACUCCAGAGGAACGAGACGCCCGGACCGUCUUCUGCAUGCAGCUGGCAGCCAGGAUACGACCUCGAGACCUGGAGGACUUCUUCUCUGCUGUGGGGAAGGUUCGGGAUGUGAGGAUGAUCUCUGACAGGAACUCGCGCAGGUCGAAGGGCAUCGCCUACAUCGAGUUUGUGGAGGCCAGUUCAGUUCCUCUGGCCAUCGGGCUGACGGGGCAAAGGCUGCUGGGAGUUCCCAUCAUCGUACAGGCCUCACAGGCAGAGAAGAAUCGAGCAGCAGCAGCCGCCAACAACCUGCAGAAGGGAUCGUCGGGUCCGAUGAGGCUGUACGUCGGCUCGCUGCAUUUCAACAUCACCGAGGAGAUGUUGAGAGGAAUCUUUGAGCCGUUUGGACGGAUCGAGAGCAUCCAGCUGAUGAUGGACAGCGAGACGGGGCGUUCUAAAGGCUACGGCUUCAUCACCUUUGCAGAUGCCGAGUGUGCUAAAAAGGCUCUGGAGCAGCUGAACGGCUUCGAGCUGGCGGGUCGACCCAUGAAGGUAGGUCAUGUGACGGAGCGGACCGACGCCGCCACGGCUUCCUCUUUCCUCGACAACGACGAUAUGGAACGCAGCGGCAUCGACCUCGGAACCACCGGGCGACUGCAGCUGAUGGCCCGACUUGCCGAGGGUUCAGGUCUACAGAUCCCUCCCGCUGCUCAGCAGGCUCUGCAGAUGAGUGGAGCGAUCGCCAUCGGAGCCAUGGCUGCUGUGUCAGCUGCCAUGAACCCGACUCUCAACAUGAACUCUGCUGCUCUGAAUCUUCCUUCUCAGCCGCUCGCCACUCACUGCUUCCAGCUGUCCAACAUGUUCAGUCCCAACAGGGAGGAGGCUUCUGGGUGGGAGACGGAGAUCCAGCACGAUGUCAUAGAGGAGUGUAACAAACAUGGAGGGGUCGUUCACAUCUACGUGGACAGGAACUCUGCUGAGGGAAAUGUCUACGUCAAGUGCCCGUCCAUCCCUGCUGCCAUGGCCGCCGUCAACGCUCUACACGGAAGAUUCUUUGCUGGUAAGAUGAUCACGGCGGCGUACGUCCCCCUGCCCACCUACCACAACCUGUUCCCAGAGUCCGCCACCGCCACACAGCUGCUGGCCCCGCCUCCGCGACGCUGACUCGCAGACAACACUGCCCUUUGAUUGGACGCUGGACAUUUGAGCCCACCCCUCUUUUAUAUCGUCCUCUCCUAUUGGUCAACACAGACGAGUCACCUCAUCAGGCCUGAGGACGCCGACAAGAGACACUGUUGUUUUGUUUCCUUCCAGUUUACUUCCUGCUUCCUGUUGUUUUUUCUCAUUAGUAUUUCUGGGCAUGGCCUCCACAUACCAUCGUCCAAUGAUUGAGCUCUGUGAGCUGUGAGGAGGCCGGCUGAAGAUGAAGAUGCCGUUAGCUGAUUGGUUGGUUUGAAGCCGUUUGGUAUUUAACUGUUUUCUAAUCAAGAAUUUGAUUUUGUAAAAUCCUUGAUUAAAUUUUAUUUUGAAGUCA